CCUGCCUUUCCCGAAGCCUUCUUGGUUCAGCGACCCUCCAGCCCUCCAUGUGCCCGAGGCCCUCGCUGUUUGGGUGGGCGUGGAUCUGCACUUCUGGCUUAGCGAGGGACAGCGCUCUGGCUUCGCGUCGGGGGAAACAGGUUAUCCGCGAGCCAGACCACCAGGGAGGGACGGCGGCAAAGAACGUGUAUUUAAGAAAGAAUAUCGAAACAUUUCAAGACUUUUAAAGCACACCCCAAAUUCCGGGCAAAGAGGGCUGGAGGGUGGGAAAGGCACUUUAGUGCAAAUUCCAUCUAACGAAGAAGAGACUAGCCAUAGAGAACCCACCACGGAGUCGACCGGGACCGGAGAUGUUGGACAGGGUUGCCCCGGCUUUUCAGGACCUGUGCAGGCAGGUGCUGCCCACACUCCCUUCGCUGACCCAAGAGGAAGUGUCCACUAUCUGGGGGAAUGUUUCAGAUUUUGUGGAACGGCAGCUAACUAUGCACAAGGGGGUUCAGAUUUCAGGACUUGGGACUUUCACUUUCACGAGGCAGCAGCUUGAGAUGGGAAACAAGAAGUUCAUUCUGGUGCAGAGGCCGGUGUUCAUCAUGGCGGAGAAGUUAGUGCAGACCCAUGGACUGAAACAAAACAAAGUAUUUUCUCCUGGUGAUAUUCCAGUUGUCCCGCUUAAUUUUGUCAUGAUAUCAUUGGAGGGGCCGUUUAACAGGGAUACCAUAGAAGGAUGCGUUAAGGAGACACUACUCUUUUUAUCACGAUCCAUUUCCAUCAAGCAAAAUGUGGAGUUCACAUUCAAAGGAAUUGGGGUCCUUUCGAUCAGAGACAGCAAAGUGAAGAUGAGGUUUUACAAGGACUUCCUGUGUGCGAUGGAUGGGAGCGGCACCUUGACCAAAGCUCUUGCAAAUAGGCCUGGCACCAUGGACUCUGUGAUGUCUAGAAGAGAGGGCUAUCGAAAGCGUCCCAACAGUGCCCUAGCCUUUCCAAGGAUUGAACACAAAGAGACGGAGAACAAACCACCCAUGGAGGUCAUUGUUGAAGAAAGUGGAGAGAACAGACCAAGGAAGAUCAAGCUGAAAGACCUGUCAGACAAGGAGGAAGGAACCAGAGAUAUCUUGUCACCCAGGAAACAUCGUGAUAGGCAAUCUAUCUCUCCUGCCAAAGUGACAAGCGUCAGCCUGCUGGACAAGAUUGAGCGAAGUGGGAAUAGUGGGAAGAUCCCGGCCUCUGAAAACUUGUUAUCUCCAGUUUGUCAGAGAAAUGACAAGGAGAAACUCAGAACAUCCCCUGCCCCAGCUUGCCAGGAUCAUAAUAAGGCAGGACAGGAAAUGUGCUACGUGUGUUUGCAACGAGCCCAACGAAAUUUCCCAUUGUUCUAUGGAGACGAGAAGAGGAGGAGGGAGAUGGAGGAUGAACGACUUGUGCAGCAGUACCAAAUUUUGAAAGACCAGGAGGCUUUCAUCAAAAGCCAGAUGAAAAGUAUGGCCACUAGAGAGCAGAACCAGAAAAAUGCAGCUUACAAUCUUGGAGUCGCUGAAGCUAUAAGGAACCACAAGAAUGAGAAACCCGAAUUUUAUAAAUCCUAUCUGUUUGAUAAAAGGCCUCUUAGUCCUGAGAUUAAUGCUUUUAAGCAAGAUGGAUAUUCCCAAAGUCUCCUGAAACAAAUGGAAAGCAAGCGGGAAAAGGAAAUAAAGCAAAAACAAAACAGAGAGUUGAUGGACCGCUUGGAACAAGUGCAGCUCACUGAGGAACUCGCUGCACAGAGGGCUCAAUACAUAAAAGAGAAGAUGGAAGAAAUGCAGUGCUACAAGAGAGCUUUGGAUGCACAGAUAAAGAACAAACCCUCCCAGUUGCCCAUGUUUGAACCUGACUCUGCCGAGCCCAUCUUUGGUAAGAAUGAGGGAGAAAUGGAGUUGGAUAGGCGAAGGCGAGAACAGAGUUGCAUGAAGCAUCAGAUGGAGGCAGCUGCCAGCCUCAAGAGGAACACCAUCCUGAACCAGCUGGUGGACCAGAGGCGAGAUCUGCAGAUGCUUCAGAGGACGCAGAGAGAGCACUUGGCAGACAGAGCUGUUGAGCUGGAUCGAGUCAACAGGAUUAACCAGGGCUUGCAGGAAGACUGGGACAGGAGCCUGGCAAUGAAGAGGCAGCGGGACUUAGAGGAAAAGGCCUUUGAGCGGGCUUCUGACAAGCUGUUCCUCUUGGACCAGUGUGAGAAAUACCGGCGCUGCAGGCAGUGCCAGAGGCGCACCUCCAACGCUGGUGACAGCAACGUGUGGCCCCUAAAUAAGUUCCUGCAGGGCUCCCGAUUGCUUCUGUAGAGCUCAGCAUUUGAACCCGUGUUUCCUGAGGAACAUUUGUUUGGAGAGAUUGAUAUUUAUUUUGUAUAGUUGUACCCCAGAGGAAAAAAAAGAUUGCUUUAAAACCCUUUCUUUAAUUCAUGUCUACUGACUGUUCUCUGCAUAUCCCCUGAAUUUGGUUCUGAUGGCUGUGGAAACAUGCUUAGCCUAGAGCCCCUUGCUAUGGGGGCUGGGAGUGGGACACAACUUCUUGCUGGAUGCUGAGACAGUGUGGAUCCAGCUCUGUGACUUUCUUUUAGAAACUUCAUAUUUUUCCAUCUGUAAAGAAAAUAUUAUA
Psammomys obesus (fat sand rat) is the source of this 2631-nucleotide messenger RNA. RefSeq names its product coiled-coil domain containing 81 (gene Ccdc81). The transcript has 15 exons. Lineage: Eukaryota; Metazoa; Chordata; Mammalia; Rodentia; Muridae. Gene Ontology annotation, cellular component: centrosome. The record is from RefSeq and is a predicted model, not a curated record. Gene Ontology annotation, molecular function: DNA binding. Bases 351 to 2315 code for a protein of 654 amino acids.